AUGUUCAAAUUUAAACACCAGUACCUUCUGCCCUCUCCUAAGUUUGGAAGAGUUGGCUUACUUUCAGCAGGUCCUGGCAGUCCUGCUACUGCAACAGUUGAAUCCUUGGACCAUCCCAAUGAUGAUGAUCCAGAAGCUUUCCCAACUCAGGAUCACGCCAUUUUAGAAACAUCUAACUCUCAAUCAUUGGACCCAAGUUUUUAUCUUUUGACACUUCCCAAAUGUAAAAACGCACCCCAGAUCAAACAAGUUCACAGCCAAGUAACUGUGAACGGACUGCUUAAAAAUCUUGUCAUUGCUAAUAAACUUCUUUACAUGUACACAGCGCACAGGGCUGUAACUGAAGCUCAUGGUUUGUUUUGUGGAAUUAAGGAGAAAAAUUCAAUGUCUUGGAGCGUUAUGGUUGGUGGGUUCGCAAAAAAUGGGGACUGUGUAGAUUGUUUUAGGACUUUUAGGGAGUAUAUAAGGUCAGGGGAUCAUCCCGAUAACUAUACAUUGCCCUUGGUGAUAAGGGUUUGUAGAGAUACAACCGACCUCCAAAUGGGUAGAUUGAUUCAUCAAAUUGUACAUAAAUUUGGAUUGCAUUCUGAUCCUUUUGUUGCUGCAGCCCUUGUGGACAUGUAUGCGAAAUGUAAGGUUAUCGAUGAUGCCAAGACGAUGUUUGAUACAAUGCCUGAAAGGGACCUCGUCACUUGGACGGUCAUGAUUGGGGCGCAAACUGAAUGUGGAAGCGCAAACGAGGCCCUUUUGUUGUUUGAUAGGAUGCAAGAAGAAGGUAUUGUCCCGGAUAGCGUUGCUAUGGUAAAUGUUGUUAAUGCUUGUGCCAAAUUAGGGGCUAUGCACAAGGCUAGGCUUGUCCAUGAUUAUAUUUCUAGGAAGAAAUUUUGGUUGACUGUGGUUCUAGGAACUGCGAUGAUUGAUAUGUAUGCCAAGUGUGGGUGUGUGGAAUCUGCUAGAGAGAUAUUUGAUAGAAUGGGAAUAAAAAAUGUAGUAACUUGGACUGCAAUGAUUGCGGCUUAUGGAUAUCAUGGGCGUGGUAGAGAAGCUCUUGACUUGUUCUCUAUGAUGUUAAUGACUGGGAUGGUGCCUAAUAGUAUCACUUUUGUCUCAAUAUUGUAUGCUUGUAGUCAUUCAGGGAUGGUUGAAGAUGGGCUUAAGCUCUUCUCCCUUAUGCAAGAAGGGUAUGGUGUUAGACCAAAUGUGAAACAUUUUACUUGUGUGGUUGACCUCUUGGGCCGCGCUGGGAGACUUGAUGAAGCCUCGAGCUUAAUCAAGAAUAUGGCCAUUGAAAAGGAUGAGGGACUGUGGGGAGCUUUACUAGGGGCAUGUCGAAUUUAUGGUCAUGUUGAACUUGCAGAAGAGACAGCAAGAUCUCUUCUUGAAUUGCAGCCUGAAAAUGCUGGGCAUUAUGUAUUGCUUGCUAAUAUUUAUGCCAGAGCAGGGAAGUGGAAAGAUGUUGCCAGGAUUCGGGAACUAAUGACCCAUCAGAGAUUGAAAAAAGUUCCUGGUUGGACAUGCAUUGAAGUGGAUAACAAAAUCCAUCAAUUUACCAUUGGAGACCAUUCUCAUCCUCAGUCGAAGGAGAUAUAUGAGAAGCUAAAAUGUUUGUGCAAUAAAUUAGAGCUGGCUGGCUAUGUUCCUGACACGAAUUAUGUGUUGCAUGAUGUUGAUGAGGAAUGUAAGCGAGGAAUCUUAUACACACACAGCGAAAAGUUGGCUAUCACAUUUGGUCUCUCUGCGACUCCUGAGGGAAGCCCUAUUAGAAUUACAAAGAACCUAAGGGUUUGUGGUGAUUGUCACACAUUUAUUAAAUAUGUUUCAUUAGUGGCAAAUAGGUUAGUUAUUGUGCGAGAUGCAAAUAGAUUUCAUCAUUUUAAGGAUGGUGCUUGUUCUUGUGGAGAUUACUGGUGAUUGCUGUUUCCACGUUGGUGGGAUGACUCCUCCCUCACCCUACCUAGAAUACAUUGUUUGUGACUAUGUGGAUGCAAAAAUGGCGUCUGUUGUGAAAAUUUGAAAUUUGAGGGUUGUAUACAGACUCGUGGGACACUCUAUGCAGAGCUUCUGCAACUGCUGUUGAUGUGCACUUCUGCCACUGUGAAUGCUAGCUUGGUUGCCUUCACUAUCUUGUGGUCCUUGACGCCGGGCCUCUAGUUGAUUUUAAGUGAUAAAUAUAUUGUGUACAUAGUUAGAGCUAUACUAGCUCCUUGUUUUGACGUCUUCGUUGUCUUCCAAAUGCCUAAAAGCCCCAUGUGAUCACAUCAUUCUGCUAUACUGCACAUGAGUGUUCCACUAACAGAACAAACGAGGAUAUCUCCACAUAUCUGCAUGAUGUUGGCAAGGAACUCGAACGAGGAAUCUUAUACAUACACUCACAGUGAAAAGUUGACAUUGCAUUUGGGCGCUCCUGAUGGAACCAUAUUAGGAUUACUAAGUAUUUUAGGGUCUGUGGUGAUUGUCACACAUUUAUUAAGGAAGGUACUUGUUCUUGUGGAGAUUGCAGGUUAAUGCUGUUUCCACCCUGGUGAGGCCUGCUAAUUGAUUUUGAACUGUUGAGCCCAUAUGCGUCUCAACUUCAGGAUGGAUCAGUUUGGCUCCAUACUUUCUUAAUUGUCUUCCAAAAAACACAAGUUAAAAGCACCAUGUGCUGAUAUCAUUGUCCUACUCCGCUCUCUACAUGUUUCUUCAACCAACAGAACACUCAGUCAGCAUAUCUCUUCAUACCUGCUCUGGGCUUAAGCUGUACUAUCUUCCAGGUCUGUGUCUUUGGAAUCCACAAGGAAUUACUACUAGUGAUUGAAGUGAUAUGUACAGAAGCUUGGGCAUGUUAUUACACCCCCAAAUAAGCAAAGUUGUAAAAGUCCAUACUUUUUAAUUGCUGAAUGGACUUAGUGCAUGUAUAUGUGUGCACCGGUAACUCUUAAGCAUUGGCUAUGCUGCAUUUGCAAAUGUAGUACAAGUCACUGGUCUAGUCUCGAUUCUUGAAGCAAGAAACAUUUC
Molecule: messenger RNA, 2997 nt
Organism: Coffea eugenioides
Lineage: Eukaryota; Viridiplantae; Streptophyta; Magnoliopsida; Gentianales; Rubiaceae
Product: pentatricopeptide repeat-containing protein At2g33760-like
Exons: 3
Coding region: 1-1911 (636 amino acids)
Biological process (GO): RNA modification
Molecular function (GO): RNA binding; zinc ion binding; protein binding
Source: RefSeq, a predicted model, not a curated record